Beta vulgaris subsp. vulgaris (sugar beet) is the source of this 2539-nucleotide messenger RNA. RefSeq names its product pumilio homolog 23. Gene Ontology annotation, molecular function: RNA binding. The coding region runs from base 251 to 2344 and encodes 697 amino acids. The transcript has 11 exons. Gene Ontology annotation, cellular component: preribosome, small subunit precursor; 90S preribosome; nucleolus. Gene Ontology annotation, biological process: endonucleolytic cleavage in ITS1 to separate SSU-rRNA from 5.8S rRNA and LSU-rRNA from tricistronic rRNA transcript (SSU-rRNA, 5.8S rRNA, LSU-rRNA); ribosomal small subunit export from nucleus; endonucleolytic cleavage in 5'-ETS of tricistronic rRNA transcript (SSU-rRNA, 5.8S rRNA, LSU-rRNA). The record is from RefSeq and is a predicted model, not a curated record. Lineage: Eukaryota; Viridiplantae; Streptophyta; Magnoliopsida; Caryophyllales; Amaranthaceae.
GAGGAAAAAGAAAAGAACACAUAAAAGAAAGAAGUUUGUAACCCUAACCGCCUAACGGCUAAACCUCCCUGCAAAUACACAUCUCUCUGCAUAUUAGAGUUUAAGAGUAUACGUUCUUAUUCAUCUACUUCAGUUAAUUUCUGUAUCUUAAAAGUUCAAUUUCGUAUUUCCAGCAUCAAUUCGAGUUACUUUUCGAGGAAACAAAUUGUCGACGAUUCCAAAAAGCUGAAGGCGCAGCUGAAGGAGAGGUAUGGGUAGAAAGGCGAAUGCACGGGCAAAUUCGGGUGGGGAUGGGCGUCAUUGGACCAAACCUUCAUAUGGAGGUGAAUCUGAUAGGGGUGUGAAAGAUAAGAAAUACCAACGGGAGCAUGAUUUUUCGGAGGAAGCUGAUAGUUCCUAUAUCAGGCAGCAGAUAGAUCCUGAAACGACGAAAUACUUCUCCGAGAUCAUGGAUGUACUAGAAAGUGGUGGAUUGGAGUUGGAGGAGCGUUCUGUCAUAUGUGGAAAUGCUUUGGAAGAAAGCAGAGGGAUAGAAGUGGAGCUCGCAACGGACCAUAUUAUCAGCAGGACAAUGCAGAUGUUGUUGGAUGGUUGUGAUGCGGACCACCUUUGUGGUUUUCUCCGUAGUUGUUCGAAGGAUUUUGUUAGCAUCGCAAUGGAUAGAAGUGGUUCUCAUGUAGCGGAAACGGCUCUCAACUCUUUAGCCAAUCACCUCCAGGAUGAGGAUUUCUACAAUCUAAUUAAAGACACUUUAUCCUUGAUUUGCCAGGCAGUAGCCCGGGAACUUGUAUCUGUUAUGUGCAAUUGUCAUGGAUCUCAUGUUAUCCGAAGCCUGCUUUGUCUAUGCAAAGGAGUACCAUUGAAUUCGGAGUUUCAUGCUGCAAAAUCAUCUACAGUAUUAUCUCAACGGUUAAAUCUUAAAGCUGGUAAAGAUCACGAGAGUGAGGCACCAAUCAUCCAUCAAGGCUUUCCAGACCUACUUGUUUUUCUUGUCACUGAAAUGUUGAAGUGUAGUGAAAGGGAUACUGCAGCCCUACAAGUGGACCAGUAUAGCAGUUUGGUUCUGCAGGCAUCUCUGAAGUUGUUAGCAGGACAGGAGCAAGAGCUCCUCCAUGCCAUUCCACUUAUCAUGGGUUGCAAUGUGAAAAAUGUAGAGGAAAUGACUUUCAUAGAGACAACUAAGGUGCAGAAUAUCAGAGAUCUGGUUAAAGAAAAUGCUUUCAGCCAUUUGAUGGAGGUCAUAUUGGAAGUGGCUCCGGAUACUCUGUAUGAUGAGAUCUUCAUGAAAAUCUUCAAGGAUUGGCUGUAUGAUAUUUCAAGUCAUUACUCGGCCAACUUUGUUAUACAAGCCUUGAUUUCUAAUGCAAGAAGCCAAGAUCAAGUAGGUGCAAUAUGCGAAGAGCUUGGACCAAAAAUGAAGGAUCUGCUCGGUAUGGGAAGGUCAGGGGUUGUAGCUUCUCUGAUCGCAGCAAGUCAGAGGCUGCAGGCUCAUGAGCAUAGGUGCUCUAAGGCGCUUGCAGCUGCUGUAAGUGUAGCUAAUGAGGCUCCAAAAUGGAUUGUACCUCGAAUACUAUUGCUGGACAGCUACUUUUUCUCCAAUGAUAAGGCCAACUGGACUUGGACAAGCGGCUGUAAAAUACAUGUCAUGGGCUCUCUAAUUCUGCAAUCACUAUUUAAGUAUCCAAGCGAAUAUAUACAGCCUUACAUCACAAGCAUCACAUCAAUGGAAAGCUCUCACGUCCUGGAAGUAUUAAAAAAUUCUGCAGGAGCACGUGUUAUUGAAGCCUUUUUGGGUUCAAAGGCUUCUGAUAAACAAAAGAAGAAGUUGAUGAACAAGUUGAAGGGUCAUUUUGGAGAGCUUGCUAUGCUUCCGUCAGGUUCUUUCACAGUUCAAAAGUGCUUCCAUAGUGCUAGUGAUGUUUCAUUAAGAGAGGCAAUAGUCUCUGAUGUGCUUGCUGUUCAGAAAGAACUUUCUAGAACCAGGCAGGGUCCUCUUCUCUUGAGAAAUCUUGAUGUUGAUGGAUUCUCAAGAGGACCUGAACAGUGGAGAUCUAGACAGAAAUCUAAACUUACUGUUUACAAGGAGUUUUUAGCUGAAUUCAAUGAGGCAGAUUGUGGUUUACCCGAAAUGAAGAAUCCUCCUGUUGAUAGCUCAAAGAAAGCAUCCCAACAAACAGAUAUGAAGAAGAUGAGGCAAGAGAUUGACAAUGUCUUGUCAUCAUUUCCAACGUCUGAUGUUUCUAAGAAGCUUAAAAGGAAGAAAAAGGACAGAGAAAAUCACGGUGAUAAUAAUGUUGAACAGAAACCUUCUCCUGUCAAGAAGAAGCGUAAGCAUCAGCAGUAAGAUGAUCUGUCAAGCUCAAAUCCGAACAUGCAGGUGCGGCAACUGCUUCAUCUGCUGAAAAUUUUGUUGUUCUAUUUUGUAAUUUAAUUAAAGUAUCAUCCUUGUAAGUUCUCCCUUUUUCUGUGUUACAACAAUUUAAGAGAUUGAAGGUUCCAAAAUUUUAUAAAUGAGAAAAUACAGAUGAUUUUGGCUUCA